Messenger RNA from Ectocarpus siliculosus, 525 nucleotides. The record is from the annotation of a GenBank genome assembly. NCBI's taxonomy places the organism in Eukaryota, Phaeophyceae, Ectocarpales, Ectocarpaceae.
AUGCCCUUGAAACGACCGAUGCUCCACCCAAACGGUAGGCGGGGCGAUGGAAGCAGCGGCGGGGGGACCUGCCCAAGGGCACGGGUGAGGGUCGAGCGUGACCGUCGCACGCGGCUAUUCGAGAGCAUCCGCGGCAACCGGGAGAAGAUCGGGCGAGCGAUGAACAGUCUCCGCGAUGCGAUGAGGACGGGCGAUGAGGAGCUGGCCGAGAGACUGAAGGCCUUCAUCAUGCACCUCCGGAAGCGCGACCCCCAGUUCGCUACGCAGGACGCGAUGGACGAAGCCCUGGAACAGGGACUGUUCUCCACGGCCGCCAAGCUCAAGCUUAAGCUGGAAGAAAUCAACCAGAACCCGUUCCGACAUAGCCUUUUGGACGUUUCGGCGGAGGACGGCGGCGGCGGCGGCGGGAGCAACAGCGAUGGCGGGGACACAUCGGAGGACAUGAGCUGGGGUUUCGACCAGACCUUCUUCGGGGAGGAGGGGGACAACAUCGACGACGACCCGGACGACUACGACGACAUAUGA